Messenger RNA from Chenopodium quinoa (quinoa), 4191 nucleotides. RefSeq names its product DExH-box ATP-dependent RNA helicase DExH10-like. Bases 858 to 3962 code for a protein of 1034 amino acids. The transcript has 16 exons. Gene Ontology annotation, cellular component: nucleus. Gene Ontology annotation, molecular function: ATP binding; RNA binding; RNA helicase activity. Lineage: Eukaryota; Viridiplantae; Streptophyta; Magnoliopsida; Caryophyllales; Amaranthaceae. Gene Ontology annotation, biological process: maturation of 5.8S rRNA; RNA catabolic process. The record is from RefSeq and is a predicted model, not a curated record.
AUGCUUAAACAUGCUAAUCAAUGCUACUGGGAAGGUUCGAGUUGUGCAUUUCUAUCGAGAAGGCAAUAGAGUGGCGGAUUAGUUGGCCAAUCGCAAGGUUACCCUACUACUUACCCAAGACAUUGGUCUCAUCAUCUAUAAUUAUAUUCCUGUUGAUCUUAGUAGGGUAUUAGAGGAGGAUAUUAGGAGUGUGGCUUUUCCACGGUUUGUUCCUCUGUAGAUAGUUUUUGUUCUUUUUUAUGUAGUUUUUUUCGUUGCUUUUGUUUUUUCUUUCUUUUUGGAAGCUCUUUCCUCAUCGGAAUAAAAAAAUAAAAAAUUAAAUAACGAUGUCGUAACUCAAAAACGAGGGCAACAACGCACUUUCUUUUCUAGACCCGGAGAACCUUUUAUAUACACCGGGUGCACAUAGAGGUAGGUGCACUCAAAGGUGUUUUUUUUUUUUUUUUGCUCUUUUUAGAUUUUUAAGGUAAAGAGAAGGCCCAUCAUAAAAAGGGGAUGUAAGGGAAAUUCCGCCUAAAAUAUGCUUGGUGAGAUUUGACCGUUAACCUCACACCUAAAAGUCGAAGAACUAACCAACUAGUCUAGGCUCCUAUCUCAAUUUAUGUUAAAAUGAGCAAAAUACACUUGGGUGCAUCCGCGUCUAUACAAAAAAUUUCACUAUGCCCGAGUAACCAAAUGCAUCACCAGCUCACAACCAGACCCAUUGGAGACUAGAUUAAACAAACCUUUUCCUUAAACCCCUAAGUCCCAAAUUCGACCUAGUAAUUACUUGUAUAAUCAUACAAAAGAGGGAUUCAAAAACCCUAACCCCCUCUCAAAUACUCUUCUUCAUUUUCGCAAAUUGAAAGCUCUCAACAAUGGCGGAACCACCUCAAUCAACAGUGGCGGAACCUCCAUCAUCAACAACACUGGAAAAUCCAAACGAUUCACUUACAGAACAACAAACCCUAGGAAAGCGAAAACAUUCCGAAUCCAAAGAACCAUUACCUCAGCAAAACUCACCAGAAAAACAACAACUACAACAACAAAAUCAGCAGCAAAAUCAGACACAAUCUCAGGAAAACUCAGAAUUACCAAGCUCAAAGCGACGAAAUUCGACUCGAACUUGCGUACACGAAGUAGCAGUGCCGAAAGAUUUCAUCUCAGACAAAGAUUCAACCAUUUAUGGAACUCUGGCAAACCCUAGCUUCGAUGGUCCAAUGGCGAAAAAGUAUGCUUUUACUCUUGAUCCAUUUCAGCAAGUUUCGAUUGCUUGUUUAGAGCGUAAAGAAUCAGUCCUUGUUUCCGCCCACACUUCCGCCGGCAAAACCGCCGUUGCCGAGUAUGCCAUUGCCAUGGCAUUUCGCGAUAAGCAGCGAGUAAUCUACACUUCGCCUCUGAAAGCACUGAGCAAUCAGAAGUACAGGGAAUUGAGCCAGGAGUUCACUGAUGUUGGUCUUAUGACUGGUGACGUUACUAUCUCUCCUAAUGCUAGUUGUUUAGUGAUGACAACGGAGAUUCUUCGCGGUAUGUUGUACCGGGGUUCCGAGGUGUUGAAAGAGGUUGCUUGGGUUAUAUUUGAUGAGAUUCAUUAUAUGAAGGAUAGAGAAAGAGGGGUUGUUUGGGAGGAGAGUAUUGUGUUCUUGCCUACCGAGAUUAAGAUGGUGUUUUUAUCGGCUACUAUGUCGAAUGCAACCGAGUUUGCUGAGUGGAUUUGUAAUAUUCAUAAGCAGCCUUGUCAUGUUGUUUAUACGGAUUUCCGGCCUACACCGUUGCAGCAUUAUGUGUUUCCGGUUGGAGGGUCGGGGUUGUACUUGGUGGUGGAUGAGAAUGAGCAGUUUAGAGAGGAUAACUUUUUGAAGCUUCAGGAUACGUUUGUGAAGCCUGGUAAUGGGAUGAAGAAUGCUGCUGCCAAGGCUAGUGGGAGGAUUGCAAAAGCUGGAUCGGGACCUAAAGGGGGUUCGGAUAUAUACAAGAUUGUCAAGAUGAUAAUGGAGCGCAAAUUUCAGCCUGUCAUUGUAUUUAGUUUCAGUAGAAGGGAGUGUGAACAACAUGCAAUGUCCAUGUCAAAGCUUGAUUUUAAUACGGAAGAAGAGAAAGAUAUUGUGGAGCAGGUCUUUAAAAAUGCAAUUCUCUGCUUGAAUGAGGAGGACAGGAGCCUUCCUGCUAUUGAGUUGAUGUUGCCACUUCUUCAACGAGGCAUUGCCGUGCAUCAUUCUGGGCUUCUUCCAAUUAUUAAGGAAUUGGUGGAGCUACUUUUCCAAGAAGGGCUUGUGAAGGCGCUAUUUGCCACUGAGACAUUUGCAAUGGGCUUAAAUAUGCCUGCAAAAACAGUUGUUUUUACUGCAGUGAAAAAAUUUGACGGUGAUAGUCAUCGUUAUAUUGGAUCUGGUGAGUAUAUUCAGAUGAGUGGAAGAGCUGGUCGCCGUGGCAAGGAUGAUCGAGGCAUUUGCAUUAUAAUGAUUGAUGAGCAGAUGGAAAUGAAUUCUUUAAGAGAUAUGGUGUUGGGUAAGCCAGCUCCUCUUGUCAGCACUUUUAGAUUGAGUUACUACUCAAUCUUGAAUCUAAUGUGCCGAGCUGAAGGCCAAUUCACUGCUGAACAUGUCAUUAGAAAUUCAUUUCACCAAUUCCAGCACGAGAAGACUUUGCCUGAAAUCGAAAAAAAGAUAGAGAAACUUGAGCAGGAAGCUGCCAUGCUUGAUGCUUCUGGAGAGUCUGAAGUUGCAGAAUACCAUAAGCUAAGACUUAAUUUAGCUCAACUUGAGACGAAGAUGAUAUCAGAGAUUACAAGGCCUGAGAGAAUUCUUUACUAUCUAGUUCCUGGAAGACUGGUUAGGAUACGUGAAGGAGUAACUGACUGGGGUUGGGGAGUUGUGGUCAAUGUGGUGAAAAAGCCUCCUGCUGCUGUGGGAACUGUUCCACGUGGUGGAGGCUAUAUAGUUGAUACGCUGCUUCAUUGCUCCCCUGGUACAAGUGAGAAUGGUUCAAGGCCUAAACCAUGUCCCCCUCGACCUGGGCAGAAGGGUGAAAUGCAUGUGGUUCCAGUGCAAUUGUCCUUUAUAGCUGCCCUCAGUAAGCUCCGGAUUUCUGUCCCUCCUGACCUUCGGCCUGUUGAUGCCAGACAAAGCUUACUUCUUGGAGUACAGGAGCUGGAAAAACGUUUUUCUCAAGGCCUCCCAAAGCUUAAUCCCGUAAAGGAUAUGGGUAUUGAUGAUAAGGAAAUCGUCGAGUUGGUCAGCCAAAUUGAGGAACUUGAGCAGAAAUUGUUUUCGCAUCCGAUGCACAAGUCUCAAGAUGAUCAUCAAGUCAAAUGUUUCCAAAGAAAAGCUGAGGUGAAUUAUGAAAUUCAACUGUUGAAGUCGAAGAUGCGUGAGUCUCAGCUUCAAAAGUUCCGUGAUGAGCUGAAAAAUAGGUCACGUGUCUUGAAGAAGUUGGGUCAUAUUGAUGCUGAUGGUGUUGUCCAGUUAAAGGGACGGGCUGCUGCAUUGAUAGACACCGGAGACGAACUUCUUGUUACUGAGCUGAUGUUCAAUGGUACGUUUAAUGAUCUGGAUCAUCAUCAAGUUGCCGCUCUUGCAAGUUGCUUUGUCCCGUGUGAUAAAUCAAACGAACAGAUUCAUUUGCGAGCAGAACUUGCAAAACCCUUACAGCAACUCCAAGACAGUGCUAGAAGAAUAGCAGAGAUACAACAUGAAUGCAGCCUGGAUGUAAACGUGGAAGAAUAUGUUGAGUCAACUUGCAGACCGUACUUGAUGGAUGUAAUAUACUGUUGGUCAAAGGGAUCCAAUUUUUUUGAGGUUAUACAAAUGACUGAUAUAUUUGAGGGAAGUAUCAUAAGACUGGCGAGAAGACUGGAUGAGUUCUUAAAUCAGUUGAAAGCUGCUGCUACUGCAGUGGGAGAGACUGACCUGGAAAACAAGUUUGCAGACGCCAGUACCAGCCUCCGUCGAGGUAUUAUGUUUGCUAACUCUCUUUACUUGUAGCUGCUAUGUUUAAAUCAUCUUACAUUUUUUUUUCCCGAUCUUCAAAUUGUAGUCAGUUGUAUAAAUGUAAGGUUAUUUCUUUUGUUUUUUGCUUUUUGUUUUGUUUUUAUAUAAUUUUAAAUUCGGAACUAGUUAAGAGCUCGUCAAUGAGAAGAUAGAUGUAUACUGUAUACUCCAUAAUUAUCAAUUGAAAUCCCUCAGUUCAUCAGUUUUGGGCUUUUGGCCAUGA